Molecule: messenger RNA, 1634 nt
Organism: Tarenaya hassleriana
Lineage: Eukaryota; Viridiplantae; Streptophyta; Magnoliopsida; Brassicales; Cleomaceae
Exons: 3
Coding region: 146-1345 (399 amino acids)
Source: RefSeq, a predicted model, not a curated record
AGAACGAUGACAAUGCCAUAGGCGGCUUCUCUCUCUCUAAAGAGAAAGGUGAAGAUGACGACAAUGACGAUGAUGACGCCCUUGUGAUCUGCUUUGAUAAGAAAAAGAAACAGAGGAGAAGGAAAAAAAACCCAGUAAAGGCCAAAUGGGUUGUGCGAGCUCGAAGAAGCAUAAAUGUUGCCGCCAUUGCCGGCGGGGAUUAUCUCCGGCGGUGGCGCCGAGAAGCUACUCGAUGCAUGUUCAUCACCCGGGGGCUCACACCGGAGGCAGCUACGACAUGGUGGCUCUCACUUCCUCCACCAUUGGAUCUCUCAAGCUCUGCGACACCACGUCUCUCGGACAUAACAGCGAACACUUGGAAGACUUCACAUCCAAGCUUCUUUCCAAAGACAACAAUGGCGGCAACAAGCUUGUGGUUGGUGUUGGGUUUCAUCGAGGCGAGGGAGGUGAUGAAGUUGCAGAAACGAAGAGGGAUAAGGUGAAUUCGGCACUGCAGGCUAAGCUAGAGGAGGCGAAGGUCUGGUCAAGAAUGAUGAACCGGAAGAUACCGAAAAUCUUGCCGAAAACGCCCACCCUGACCCCUCCUGGUGAGCCCGAGACGAUCAAUACCUGGGAAUUGAUGGAUGGCCUUGAAGAUGUUAGCCCUUUACGAGAACACAAGACUGUUGAGCCAUUGAUGUUUCAGAUGGAGGAAGAUGAACUUGACUGCAGCGUCUUAGAUUUCGACCCAGAAAUCAUCUCCUGCUUCAGGAAAUCACUCCAAGAACUCCCACCCGACCAUCCUUUUCACAUCCGAAUUCCCGACAUGGGAGAGAAUCCAAACGUUGGCGAACAUGAGGAGGGAGAAAAGCCGGGCAAAGACAAGGUGAUUCUCUACUUCACAACCCUAAGAGGGAUUAGGAAGACGUACGAAGACUGCUGCCAUGUCCGCGUAAUACUGAAAGGACUAGGUAUUCGAGUAGACGAACGAGAUGUGUCGAUGCAUUCGGGGUUCAAGGAAGAGAUGAAGGAGCUUUUGGGGGAUGAAUUCGACAACAAUGGUGCCGGAAUAAGGCUGCCGAGGGUUUUCUUGGGGAAGAAGUAUCUCGGGGGAGCAGAGGGGAUAAGGAAACUGAACGAGGACGGGAAGCUGGAGAAGCUUCUAGAAGGCUGCGAAAGGGUUGAAGACGACAAUGGAGGGUAUGAAUGUGAAGCUUGUGGAGAUCUCCGGUUUCUGCCAUGUGAUAAAUGCUCGGGCAGUCGCAAAGUUUACUACGAAUGUGAAGAAGAAGAAGAAGAGUUUGGAUUCCAGAGAUGUCUUGAUUGUAAUGAGAAUGGACUCAUCAGAUGUCCUGUAUGUUUGUGAUUUGUCCUUUGUGACUUGCCAAAGAAGCAAAGACCAUAUAAGGCUUUUAUUCUUCCGAUCGACGUUACAGAAAUCAUGGAGAACCACCAUGCAUGCAUCAUCCAAGGGAUCUACUACAUCACGGGCCUUCCUUUUUCAUCCAUUGUAAAUAAGUGCUCUUUACUAUUUUCCUCAUCAGAUGUCCUGUCUGUUAGCGUUAUGUGGUUUAUACGUGAAAGGAUACGAUGUAAGUAAUAAUAAGUAGAAAAUACAAGUGAGAAGAGUACGGAAACCCUUCCAUAUCUCUUGU